AUGACCACGACCCCCAAGCCUGGCUCCUCGGGCGGAUCCGUGUCGCGGCUAGACCCUCCGCCUCCGCCUACUCCUCCAGUACCUCCUUUCCCCUCCUCCUCAUCACGACAGUCCGGUCCACCCGGACAAUCCGGACCGUCGUCUUCGGAGCGACAACCGUCACCUCCCAGGCGUCCCGCUCCUCAACCCGUGCAGUCGGGCAGCCAGGGCAGCCAGUCCGGCGGUGCGGGCCCCUCCUCCAGCUCCUCGGCACCAGCCUCCCGCCCCUCCCUUUCCAACCUCCUCAACACGUCCGCUGACCAAGACACCAGCCUGCGACCCAAGCGUUCGCGCAAGGACAGACCAUGCGACCACUGCCGGCGCUCGAAGCGGAGCUGCUUCAUCGCCGUCCGCGGACAGGCGUGCGCAAACUGCGCCCGUUCCGGUCGGGAAUGCAGCUUUGUCGCUCCGCCGCUUAUCCGGCAUCCAAAGGAGGGUGACCAGAGCCCCCUGAAUCCACCCGAUGCGCUCCAGUCUCCGCAUACCCGCUCUCCGCAUCAAUCGCAACAGUCGCAGCAGUCGCACCAGUCCGUGGGCCACCAGUCCGCAAGCAGCAGCCUGCAGUCGGGCAGCAGCUCGUCGCUGGGCCUGAACGGUCUCUCGCGGGACGGCCACUCGCGCGAGUCCUUGGGAAGAGAUAUACUCCGGGAUACGCCUGUGGGACCACCAGGUUCGCGCGAUCUGCACGAGCGCGAGCGUGAAGCGCGCGAGCUAGAAUUGCGGCAUCGCGACGCCGAACGAGGCAGGGAGAAGGACCGGGAACGUGACCGCGAAGUGCGCGAGCGCGAGCAUCGGGAACGAGAACGAGAGCAGAGAGAACGAAGGGACUACUUCCACCCCGGUCACGGAUCUCACGGCAGUCUCGGAGGCCACAGCGCACACGGAUACAUGCACUCGUCCCAUUCCCUGGGCAGUCCGAGAUCCUCGGCCGGGGACAGCAGACACGGCCCGAGCCCCAUGGUCAGCCCGCAGCUCAACUUUUACCCGCCCGCGUCGGCGAGAUCACACUCGCGAGAUGCUCAUGCGGCCCCCGGACCCGGACCUGGGCCUGGACCCGCAGGUCCGCCAAGAGACGGAAGAACAGGAGCGGACGGGUGGAUCGGAGACCGCAGCCUGUCGUUCACGGCUGCCCGGCCGCAAGUCCCUGGAGCGAGCGUGCUCUCGUUUCUGGACAGUUUGGACGAUGCCGCGAUCGGGGCGCCGAAGGACGGGGACGGAUACUCCUCGCUCGACAUGGACGUCACGGACGAGGAGGAGAGUCACUAUCUCGGCUCCGGCGCCGUCGCACAGCUCGCGAGCGUGACAUUAGGCUCGCUCGGGGGCCGUCUCCAAGGUCCCUCCGAAGAACAGACUCUCGAGUACAGACAGGUCGCUGAUCCGCGGUAUCCGGCGUACUUUCUCAAGAACCCGAGUAAAGUCUAUGGACACUCGAAUGCGGCGUACCUCGCUGAAAAGACCUAUGCCGAGGUCGCGAGGCAGAUCUCGCAUGGGGAUCCGAACAUGCCGGAGAAACUGAUUCAGCAUUUCCUUACCCGUACGCUACCGUACCUCCCGAUCGUGAACCGAGCUCGCUUCGAAGCGAGCCUGCACGGCUGGAAGGACGGGGGCACCUUUCCUGCGGCUCUGCUCGUCGGCAUCUUCGCGCACAGUGCCGUCUACGAGCCUUCCCUCGCCAAGCACUACAAGGAUCUCUGGAGCACCGUGCUCCACAUGGUCGACAACGAGUACCGGCAAGCGCGACUGCAGACGAUCCAGCUCGAGAUCCUCUGUUUCUCCGGCUGGCCCGUACACUGGGCGGGGGGCAACCAUAUCGGCAUCUGCCGCGCGAUUGGGGCUGCGCAACUGAUCGGGCUGCACCGGGACUGUUCGCGCUGGAAGCUGCCGCGGUGGGAGAGGAGCCUGCGCAAGCGGCUCUGGUGGGUGCUCUACCUGCACGACAAGUGGAAUGCGUACACGUACGGCCGGCCUGUGAACAUACCCAUGAGCGGCGCGAUCCCGCCCGUCACGUUCGAGGACGACGACUCGGCCACGCCCGAGGGCCGCGCCGAGUUUGCAGUCUUCAUAGCGUCGACGCGCCUCGCCGUCGUGCUCGAGAGCCUCAUGCCGCUCCUACUAGAGCGGCAGGGUGUGUGUCGUGCCCUCAGCGAUCGGACGGUGAUGCGGCACGCGGCCACGGAGCUCGAGAGCGUGUACCGCGACCUGCCCUCUGAUCUCAUCUUCGACCGCAACUCGCGCUACCCGCCUCGCCCGGGCGUGAGGGCGCUGCAGCUCUCCCACAUCGGGCUCGAGAUCCUCAUCUGCCGCCUCGGUCUGGACCAGGACGAGUUCACGACGCUCGGGUCCCUGAUCCAGUCCAGCAGGCAUGCGCUGCGUAUCGUCGAUUCGCUGAUUGCGUUCCUCGAAGUCCUGACCGAUGCCGACUACCAUGCGCCGUGGAACCCCUGGUCCCCGGCUCAAACGACCAACGCCGCCGCGCUUCUCCUGAGGCAGGCACUCAAGAUCCAUCAGUACGAGGCCAAGCCCGCCGACAGCCGCGAGCGCGAUCGGGACGAGCACGACCGUGUCCGUGCCAUCGCCGAGAUAGUCGACGCACUCGCCCGCCUCAUCGUGCUCGUGCAGGGCCACCAUUCACGAGGCUGGGAAGUCGCCGGGAGCUCUAUUGGCAAGAUUGCUGGACUGGUGCGGAGCAAUAUUGCAAGCUCCGUACCGGGGAUCCAGAGCGCGCAGGUGCUGCUUGACAAGACGCCGGGACUCGGCGCGGGCGAGUGGCCCAACGACCCCGCUUUGGGAGACCAGGAUAUCCUCGCCGUGUUCGAGUGGCUGCAUAGUGACAUGGGCGCGGUGUUCUGA
Messenger RNA from Trichosporon asahii var. asahii CBS 2479, 2889 nucleotides. RefSeq lists its product as uncharacterized. Gene Ontology annotation, molecular function: zinc ion binding; DNA binding; DNA-binding transcription factor activity, RNA polymerase II-specific. Lineage: Eukaryota; Fungi; Basidiomycota; Tremellomycetes; Trichosporonales; Trichosporonaceae. Bases 1 to 2889 code for a protein of 962 amino acids. Gene Ontology annotation, cellular component: nucleus. The transcript has 4 exons. Gene Ontology annotation, biological process: DNA-templated transcription. The record is from RefSeq and is a predicted model, not a curated record.